AUGGCUUAUUCCGUGGCAAACCAAUUAUCCUCACCACCGCCAGCUUAUCUCCGGGACUCUCCUCCGCUAUCGCACCACACCAAAGAGACUCCUCGAACAAUUCCACGUCCACAGAGCUUGACCCUCAUUCGACCUGGCUCAUUUACCGAUGACGAGUCCCCAAUCGUCCAGAAUUCACCUCGUUCCCCAGUGAAGAUCGACAGUGGAGUCCAACUACCCCAGGCUUCUAGCGUGGUUGUCGAGAAUAUUCCCCAUAAUGGCACACCGCGAAUAGAGCUCCCGGAGUUCGCUCACAUGUCACUUGGAGAAUCCACUCCGCCUCACAACUGGGAUGCUAAUUAUUCCCAAACGAACUCCCAGGCGUAUCCCUCUUCGUAUGGCCCACCCAGCAACGGAUCAUGGUCUGCAGGCGAAACCCCGAAAGAUGCUCAAGACUCGGUGAAAAAGAGCGACUCCUCUCGUGGCAGCUGGGAAAGUGUUGCUCUGGCGUCUGAUGCAUACGAGCCUUUGGCGUAUCACCACCAGCAAGAACAAGUUACACAAGGAGCUAAGCGCUCGACUUUGGGAAUGAACUUGACCGAACAGCCAUCCGGCUCGACUGGAAACCUAGCCGUCCAGCACUCAAGAAUCGCCCGUCCCCUUUCCACGUAUUCAUCUGGAUCAGAUGGCGUGGCUGCCCACCGGCGUAAUCUUUCGGCCUCGCCGUACAUGCAUGGCCGGUCAUCAUCAAGAAACUCAACUGCAUCGCCAACAGUUUCACACUUGGAUCUAUUGAAUACAUCAUACCCCCAGCCUGGGCCGAGUGUGGCUCAAUUCGAUAAUUCGCGCCUCCAAGCAUCGGUCGGGAACAAUGCUUCUCUCUUAAGCCACAAACAGACGUUUGAGAUGUAUCUGGCGAAUGUGAAGAAGACGGACUCACCAAGCGUGCAGUACGAGUUUGCAGUCUUCAUGAUAAAUUCUAUGCGCGAAAUGCCUAAUGUUGAUCUCGAGGAUUCGGAGUCUAUCACCCGAUCACGACUACUCCGGGAAUCAAAAUCCAUUCUCCAACGUCUUGCGGACCGCAGCUAUCCUUUUGCACAAUACUACCUCGGUGACGGGUAUGCGUCUGGGCUGUUCAGCAAGGGAAAGCCAGAUCAUGAUCGUGCCUUCUCCCUCUUCGUGGCUGCCAGCAAACACGGCCAUGUGGAGGCUUGCUACCGUGCAGCUCUGUGCUACGAGUUUGGCUGGGGAACAAGGCCAGAUGGCAGUCGUGCUGUCCAGUUCUACCGACAAGCUGCAUCGAAGAACCACCCCGGUGCAAUGUCGCGCAUGGCUAGAGCUUGUCUGGCAGGUGACAUGGGUCUGGGCAAACGCUACCGAGAGGGCAUCAAAUGGAUGAAGCGGGCAACGGAAUCAUCCGAUACACAGUACAACUCAGCGCCCUAUGAGCUUGGACUUCUCCACGAGACAGGAGACGGGAAUGAUGUGUUUAAAGAUGAAUCCUACGCGGCACAGUUGUUCACCAAAUCCGCAGAGCUGGGUCACGUCGAGGCAGCUUACCGACUAGGUGAUGCCUAUGAGCAUGGCAAGCUAAACUGUCCCCGAGACCCUGCACUGAGUAUACACUUCUACACGGCCGCCGCACAGCAUGGACACCCACUUGCCAUGAUGGCAUUGUGCGCGUGGUAUAUGGUUGGUGCGGAGCCUGUCCUUGAAAAGGACGAGGAUGAGGCUUACGAAUGGGCUACACGAGCAGCUCACCUUGGUGAGUACCAUUUUCUCCAAUCUACGAAAACAAGAUCAUUGCUAAUUUGCUUAGGCCUGGUGAAAGCUCAAUAUGCCGUCGGAUACUUUACCGAAAUGGGUCUGGGCUGCCGACGUGAUGUCCUCGAGGCAAACGUCUGGUACGUCAAAGCCGCCGAGCAAGGCGACGAGCGUGCCAAGAUUCGUCUCGCUGCAAUCCAAGCAGCCUCCGAAGGUGCCAACGCAGCAAUGGCCACUCGAAACGGUCGUUUCAAAAACGAAAAACCCCCUGCACAUGGUCAGUCCCAACAGCAAUGUAAAGUGGGAUAA
Molecule: messenger RNA, 2052 nt
Organism: Penicillium odoratum
Lineage: Eukaryota; Fungi; Ascomycota; Eurotiomycetes; Eurotiales; Aspergillaceae
Gene: chs3
Product: putative chitin synthase activator (Chs3)
Exons: 1
Coding region: 1-2052 (683 amino acids)
Molecular function (GO): protein binding
Source: RefSeq, a predicted model, not a curated record